Molecule: messenger RNA, 10917 nt
Organism: Anarrhichthys ocellatus (wolf-eel)
Lineage: Eukaryota; Metazoa; Chordata; Actinopteri; Perciformes; Anarhichadidae
Gene: piezo1
Product: piezo type mechanosensitive ion channel component 1 (Er blood group)
Exons: 48
Coding region: 637-7296 (2219 amino acids)
Cellular component (GO): membrane
Molecular function (GO): mechanosensitive monoatomic ion channel activity
Source: RefSeq, a predicted model, not a curated record
AUGAAUUAAGUGUUUACUCAUACUUAACUAAUGCUUCAUAGUGUGUAGUUAUUAUAAAGUGCUACCGAAAAAUGGAGGGAACACCACAAAGACAGGAACACACAAGAUGCAGGGAAUCUAAAAAUAUAACCAGAAACAAACUAAACCAAGAUCAUGACAGAAUUUGGCCAAUAAAGCAGACUCUCCUUCUAAUUAGUGGGUUGACUGGUAUUUUAAUAGCUCCACUUGAGUGCUAACUUAAACAACUGACUCCACCUUCACCUACUCCUAUUCCAGCUGCCUUACAUACUUCUGUUCAUAACAGUAUAAAUAAGCAUUUCUUCAACAUGUCAUUCAUUAACUAACUGCCUCCUGUUGUCUUUGUCCCCAACCCUUCUCACUCUUUAACUUUUUAUUUCUUUAUGUCUGUUCCUGUCUAGACUCUUUGGUCUGAAGGACAUCAUCAUACCAGGAAACUGCUCCUCACCCUAUGACCUAAACCUUAAUGCUGAUCAUGAUUGGCCAGUUUACGUCAACCCAGGAAUACUGUUCCUCCUCUAUAUUACCAUAGCAACAGUUCUCAAGACAGGAUACCAUGGAACACCUAACCAGCAGGUUAAGGAGGAGCAGCAGAAGGAGAAAAUAGAAGAGGAGGAGAUGAUGGAGUUAAGGUCAUGGAAUCAACAGCAAAAUGAAUAUGAAGAUGACACACAGCUAAUACUGUCUAUGGGCACAGAAAGCAGCAGAGGAGGAACUAUGGCUGGAGAGAGUGAGCCAGAUCUGGGUGCUAGUGGCGCCCCCAGUGGCCCCCAACAGAGUGAAAGCCCGUUUUUCCUGCUGGGAAAGGUGGUCAUGCAGCAGAGCUAUGUCUGUGCUCUCAUAGCCAUGAUGGUUUGGAGCAUCACAUACCACAGCUGGCUGACCUUUGUGCUGCUGUUGUGGGCGUGUCUCAUCUGGAUGCUGCGUGCCAGACGACAUGCAGCCACAUUGUGCUCUCCAUUCAUCCUGCUUUAUGGCCUGGCUCUGUGCUGUCUGCAGUAUGUCUGGGCCAUGGAGCUCCAGCCUGAACUGCCCACCACUGUGGGCACCAUGAGUCUCAGACAACUGGGACUAGACAGAGCCCACCACCCCUGUUUGAGACUGGGAGCUAUGCUCCUGUUUACUUUGACCUUCUGGCUUUUAGUACGUCAGUCAGUGAAGGAAAACUUCAGCAGGAAGAGGAAAAUUACUACACCACUACAGGAGGUCACUACAGGAGAGGGGGCUGGUAAUGAGUCAGUGCUGAAGGUUUUAGGAGGCAUGGUGAUGAGCUGUUAUGCCAAAUACUGGAUCUAUGUGUGUGGAGGGAUGUUCAUCAUGGUCUCCUUUGCUGGAAAACUUGUUGGAUACAAAAUCAUCUACAUGCUGCUGUUCCUAAUCUGCCUCUGUCUCUAUCAGGUGUACUAUUCUCUGUGGAGACGUCUGUUGAAGCUCUUCUGGUGGCUUGUUGUAGCCUACACUAUGCUGGUGCUGAUAUCCAUCUACACUUACCAGUUUGAAGACUUCCCUGGAUACUGGAGAAACUUUACUGGUUUUACUGAAGAGCAGUUGGCAGCAAUUGGUCUGGAGACGUUUGCUCUGUCUGAACUCUUUAGCAGUAUUCUGAUCCCUGGCUUCUUCCUGUUGGCAUGUAUUCUGCAGCUGCACUACUUCCACAAGCCCUUCAUGAGAAUCACUGACCUGGAGCAUGUUACACCGAUACACAAGAAGAAACACAGUGAGAGGACUGAGCAGAUUGACUCUGGUAAUGUGGGAAUGAACUUUGAAGAGGAAGACGUGGUGACUAACAUUGAUGAGGAAUCUGAAGACGAAGUGGAGUUGAUGCCCAGUAAGUGGGGUCUGGUGAUGGACAGGUUGUUGGUUCUGUCCAGAAGGUUCUCUGACAAUCUCACUAAAGUUCAAGUGUUUCUCUGGAGGCUUCUGGAGCUCCACAUCUUCAAGAUGGUGGCCUUCUUCUCUGUGUGGGUUUCACUUGAAGAGCCAUCUGUGAUGAACCUGGUCUUGGUGGUGUUGUGGUCUCUGGCGAUGCCCUACAGUCGCUUCGGGCCCAUGGCUUCCUGUCUGUCAACAGCCUGGGUGUGUGUCAUCAUCGUGUGUAAGAUGUUGUACCAGCUCAGUGUUGUCAACCCUGUUGAGUACUCCAGUAACUGUAGCCUGCCUUUAACAAAUGAAACCAACCUGCUAACAGAAGAGAUGAUAAACUCCUCUCUGUAUAAGGAGCCAGUAGACCCAGCCAAAUGGUUUGGCAUCAGGAAAGAUGCCACAGUACUGGGAUACAGCAAGAAUCAUUUAAUAGUGCUGAUGUUGUUGGUGUUUGAGGCGACAGUGUAUCGUCACCAGUCUCACCACUACCGUCAGCUCCAACGAUCUCCCCCCACCAUCCUUGCUCUGUUCCCUGCUGCCACCAGGGACACUUUACACCAGGGCCUCAUACCCUGCUUCAAGUACCUGCUCAACUACACCUUCUACAAGUUUGGAUUAGAGAUUUGCUUACUGAUGACGGUAAAUGUGAUUGGCCAGCGGAUGAACUUCUUGGUGAUAAUCCAUGGCUGUUGGUUGGUAGCCAUCUUGGUGAGGCGGCGGCGUGCAGCUAUUGCCAGGAUCUGGCCCAAAUAUUGUCUCUUUCUGUCCAUCUUCAUGAUCUACCAGUAUCUUCUGUGUGUGGGCAUACCGCCUGCUCUCUGUAUAGACUACCCAUGGCGGUGGAACACUCCAGUGUUGAUUAACUCAGCUCUCGUUAAAUGGAUCUUCCUGCCUGACUUCUACACUGUGCCGAACUCCAAAAACCUCAUAGCGGACUUUGUGCUGCUGAUGUGUGCAUCCCAGCAGUGGAAGGUGUUUGAGUGUGAGCACACAGAGGAGUGGAUGGUUCUUGCAGGAGAGAACACAGAUGACCCUGAACCAAUGGAAGGUCGACUAUUUAACCCUGCACCCAAUUUCAUCAACUGCAGGAGUUACCUGGACAUGGCUAAAGUUUUGGUGUUUCGUCACCUCUUCUGGUUUGUGCUGUCAGUGGUCUUCAUCACCGGCGCCACGAGGAUCUCUGUGUUUGGAUUGGGCUACCUGCUCGCUUGCUUCUUUUUCCUGCUGUUUGGGACCAGGCUUUUGGUCAAAUCAUCCAGAACCCGCCUUGCCCUGUGGGACUGUCUCAUCAUCUACAACGUGGCAGUCAUUGUAUCUAAAAAUAUGUUAUCUAUCCUGGCAUGUGUGUUUGUGUUUGAGAUGCAGAAGGGCUUCUGUUGGGUGAUUCAACUCUUCAGCCUGGUUUGCACGGUCAAAGGAUACUAUGACCCAAAAGCAGUGAGUGACAAGACCUGCAGCCUCCCAGUAGAAGAGGCUGGGAUCAUCUGGGACGGUAUCUGUUUUCUCUGCCUGUUGCUGCAGAGGAGGGUCUUCCUCAGUUUCUACUUCCUGCAUGUGAUGGCAGAGCUGCAGGCUUCUGCCAAACAGGCCUCGAGGGGGUUUGAACUCUUCAGAGCCAGUAUCGUGAAAAACAUUAAGUUCCACCAACAAAUUGAGAGGAAAUCUCUGUCACAGCUCAAGAGAUCGAUGCAGAGAAUUCGCUCGAAGCAGCAGAAGUACAGGGAUGGACACAAAACAAAUGAAGAUUCUAACGAGAGUCAGAAUGCUGAGACCCAGACAGACAAGAAGAGUUCCAGGAAGAAAAAUUGGUCCCAGCCGUGGCUGGACCAUGCUACAGUGCUCCACUCAGGAGAGUACUACCUGUUUGAAUCAGACAGUGAGGAUGAAGAGGACUCUGAAGAACAGAAGCCUCAAAAACAGACUGCCUGUGAGUUGGCGUACCUGGCAUGGGUGACCAGUGUGAAAACAGCUUUGAAAGAACGUCAGAGACACCAACGACAGUUGAGGAGGAUUGAGAGAAAAGAGAAAGAGACAGAAGGAAGAGUGGAUUCACAACAGGAGGCUUUUUCUGCCAUUGGUUGUGGGGACGAUGAUGCGUUUGAGUACCCUGGCCUUCAGGAAGAGGAACCAGAGGAAAAGGAGUCCAGUCAUGGUGAAAUGGUUCAGAGGAUCUUGGAUAUCCUGCGCUUCUUAUUGGCAAGAGUUCUGGCCAUGGUGGAUGGAUUGACUCAGUGGCUCAACCUGCUGACUAAACAGUACAGAGAGACAUCUACUGUUCUGUGCAAUGAACGCUACUUCAUCAUACACAAGAUACAACAGCAUACAACAGCAGACUCCACAGAUGACCAGGUAUCUCAGGGCAGUGAGAGUCCCACACUGGAGACUUGUUUGGACGAGACUGAUGCAGAUUCCACCAGACACAGUUGCCUCGACGUGGAUAGCAGGGGUGUAACAGACCGGUCUACCCCCAGGCCAAAGCUCAACAGCAUUGGGAACCUCUUGAGUCCAGAACUCCCAUCCAGUAGCAUGGAGCUUGUACCAGCGCUAUCCAAACAACAACAUAGACACUCUAGAACAGCCAGCGAGCUGCUGGGAGAAAGGCAGUUCUUCAUUGAGGAGCUAGAACAGAGCAGAGAGUUCUAUAACAACCAGAGCCGUCUGCUGAAGCUACUGUUUGCCAUGCACAACCUGCUGGCAGCCAAUUCAGAACUAGUCUGCUAUUUUAUCAUAGUGUUAAACAACGCGGUCAGUGCCUCUGUGAUAUCACUGUUCCUCCCCAUACUUGUGUUCCUAUGGGCUAUGUUGGCUGUUCCAAGACCAACCAAGAAGUUUUGGAUGACUGCUAUAGUCUACACAGAGGUGAUGGUGGUGGUGAAAUACCUUUUCCAGUUUGGAUUUUUUCCUUGGAACAGUGUUUAUGAGAUGACUUUAAAUAAAGACAAACCUUUCUUCCCACCUCGCAUCCUGGGCCUGGAGAAGACUGACAACUACAUCAGAUAUGAUCUUCUUCAACUACUGGCUCUGUUCUUCCACAGAUCCCUUCUCAUGCGUUAUGGCCUGUGGGACCAUGAGGGCCCCCUGGAGGAGCAGAGCCCCUCACCAGAAAGUUGUAAGGAUGAAGGAAAAAAUAGAGAAGGAGAUGAAGAUGGAAGGAAGAAGGAUGGUAGAGAAGAAGAGGAGGAGGGCAGAGUCAGCUCAACAUCCACUGAACUGGACCAACUUCAAAAGGAUAAUGUGGACUAUGUUGAACCAAGUACCAGCUCUGCUGCUGUUACCACACAACCUCCUGCAACUGAACCAACACCCAGUGGGUCAAAGGAUGGGCAUGAAACUCCAUCUGGGCUAAAGGACAGGUUGAAUCCUCCCAGCAGUCCGAGGGAGAAUAAGAUGUUGGGAGACAAUGAGCAGGUGAUAAAGGAAGUCCCAAAGAAAAGCAACAGUAUUCGCUUCCGCAAGAAACCUAAAAAAGCCAAAGAACAACUCAGCAAAGUGGAGCCCACAGUUGAGACUGCAGAUCCCUGUGAAGCAGAACCAGUGAAGGAGAAGCAGAAAGGCAAUAGGAGAGAGGCAGCCAGUCAAAGAUUGCUGGCUGCGGGAUACAAGAUAAAACAAGUCUUGCUCUCUGGUAUUCAGAGUGUUUACAGGCCAACGCAGGGAUUCUUCAGGGGUAUUCUCCAUGCUGAGUAUCGGGCUGCCACAGAUGUCUAUGCUCUCAUGUUUCUGACUGAUGUUGUUGACUUCAUCAUCAUAGUCUUUGGCUUUUGGGCAUUUGGGAAACACAGUGCAGCAGCUGAUAUAGCCUCCACCCUGUCAGAAGACCAGGUUCCUGAGGCCUUCCUGGUGAUGCUGCUCCUUCAGUUCAGCACCAUGAUCAUCGACAGAGCCUUGUACCUGCGCAAGGCUGUCUUGGGAAAACUCAUCUUCCAGGUGAUUCUUGUGUUUGGGAUCCACCUGUGGAUGUUCUUCAUCUUGCCUGCUGUGACUGAAAGGAAGUUCAAUCAGAAUUUUGUGGCCCAGCUCUGGUACUUUGUCAAGUGUAUUUACUUCGGCCUGUCAGCCUAUCAGAUCCGCUGUGGAUACCCCACUCGUAUCCUUGGCAACAUCCUCACCAAGAAAUACAACCACCUCAACCUGUUUCUCUUCCAAGGGUUCCGUUUGGUGCCAUUCUUGGUGGAGCUGCGAGCAGUGAUGGAUUGGGUUUGGACUGACACCACCCUGUCUCUGCCAAACUGGAUGUGUGUGGAGGACAUUUAUGCCAACAUCUUCAUCAUUAAAUGCAGCCGUGAGACAGAGAAGAAAUACCCACAGCCCAAAGGACAGAAGAAGAAGAAGAUAGUGAAAUAUGGCAUGGGUGGACUCAUCAUCUUCUUCUUGAUCUGCAUCAUCUGGUUCCCCCUUCUCUUCAUUUCAUUGGUCAGAUCAGUUGUGGGUGUGGUCAACCACCCCAUUGAUGUCACCGUGACUGUCAAGCUGGGAGGAUAUGAGUCCCUAUUUACCAUGAGUGUGCAGCAGCAGUCCAUCCAGCCCUUUACACAGGCUGAAUAUGACCAACUCACCAAAGAAUUUGGAGACAAUGCGAAAGCCAUGCAGUUCAUCACUCUCUACAGUUAUGAGGAUAUCGUGACGGCCAUGAUUGAAGGAAGUUCAGGAUCCGUAUGGAGGAUCAGCCCUCCCAGCAGACAGGAAGUCAUUAAAGAACUACUUGCAAGUCCUGUUGACCUAACACUACGCCUGGCCUGGACUUUCCAGAGGGACUUAGGUAAAGGAGGGACGGUUGAACACACAUUUGACAAACACUCUAUAGCCCUGGAACCUGGAAACCCAGUCCGAGCAGAUCUGGCCUCACUACUGGUUGGCAAUCGCACCAAGCCUGUGCAUGUUCCCAAUAUACUCCCGAACUACAUCCGUGCCCCCAAUGGAGCUGAAGCCAAACCAGUCAAUCAACUAUAUAAAGGUAAUGAAGAUGGUUACCUGAAUAUAACCCUGUCCCUGAAGAGUGACAGGUCACUGAAUGGCAGUGGGAACCAGGAGUGGUGGGACAUUGCCAUUGCAGGUUGUGCAUCCUCCUCAUGUGGGGUUUUACCCAUAGUCAUAUUCAAUGACAAAGUCAGUCCACCCAGCCUGGGUUUUCUGGCUGGAUAUGGGAUCAUGGGUCUUUAUGUGUCUGUGGUCUUAGUCAUUGGGAAGUUUGUGCGUGGCUUCUUCAGUGAGAUCUCCCAUUCCAUCAUGUUUGAGGAGCUGCCCUGUGUGGACCGCAUUCUGAAGCUCUGCACAGACAUCUUUCUCGUGCGUGAGACAGGAGAGCUGGAGCUAGAAGAGGAACUUUACUGCAAACUGAUCUUCCUCUAUCGAUCUCCAGAGACUAUGAUCAAAUGGACCAGGGACAUGCACAGCCGAGACCAUGACAGAUACUGACUGACUGCCACCAGGUGACAUUAUGUUUGGUUGUAAUACCAUACAGUGAUAUCUGAAGCACAUUGUAAAGAUGUCCAGAGGACAGCCCAAGGGGGGCUUCUUGAGAACACUCCUUACCAGACUGGACAUUGUUUUACAGAGACACACAAAAAGAGAUGUACACAAAUAGACGUACUGUAUGAAACAUCUCCUGUUGCUAGACACCUGUUGCUGUUCUUCACAGCUGCUUGAGCACUUUCAUGAAACUACCUUACUCUACAGACUACUGAAAGUGUAAUUGCAGUUCCACUGUGGAAUGGAUGGAUAGCAGCUGGAUGUCUGUCCUGCAGGAUUUGGACACUUCAUUCCUGACCCACGUGGAGUGACUAUGGCUAAAACCUGAAAUUAAUUGUAGGUUGAACCAUCUGCAAUCACUGUCUUGGUAAGGCGAUUGAUUUGAUAAAAUAUCAAUGCUGUCAACCAUACUUAAGUCCUUAACACACCAGUGGUGUUUUUUUUUUUUUAAGCCAAUAUUUUUUUUUAAAUUGUUUUCGUCAUGAGUACUUCCACACAGAACGUGAAUAUUACGUUGCUAAAAAGCGCAGCAGGUUUUGUUUCCGUAACGAGGCUGAUUUCUCUGAUGAUUUCACAUGAUGAAAUAUUUUUUAAAUCAUUAAUUUUUGUAAAAGCAACAUGUGUGCAGUUGCCAUGUUCGUUUGAUUUUACACCAUGAACCGAUGCUUGACAGAACAGGUCUGAUUUAGAGGGCCAUUUUAGGUUUUAUUUCCCUUGUCAGACAGGAGUUUGGACUAAUCAAAAGCAGCUCUUUCAGUUCCCAGACAUCUCAGGCAAAGGAAUGAAACUAUAUGUGGCAUAAACACUAAACUUCCAAGUUAAAAAAUAGUUUGUCACUAUUAUGUUGGUUAACAGACGUGGUGAUCUUAAAAACUCUUGAAGAAAUCAUACUAAUUGUCUUAAGAGAAAACACAACCAAAUACAGAAAGCUCACAUGACAACAUAAACUGUUUCCAGGGGACAGUAAAACAUAAUGCAUACGACUGAGAUGCGUUUAUUGUUGCCAUCGUUUUUGGCUGUUGAAGUUAUUUGACUCAGUUAUCCUUCAGUGGUGUUUAAAAUGUAGUUACUUUGUUUUGGAUUUUUUUUUUUUUAUGUGAUCAUAUAAUUCAGAUAUUAUUUCAGAUGUCUGCUGCACAGAGGAGGCUACUCUCUGUAACAAGUGAAGAUGCUAAACUGUGUGAAGAAACAUUCUUUGUAGCUAAUGUUGAUUUAGAGAUUUGAUACUGUGGCUGGAAGGAGAAUCCUUUCACAAGGAAAAAAGCUUGGGAACUGGAUCAACACUGUGUGGCAGAAACUGGCUGAGGAAACUGAGGCUAAACUGGCAGCAGAUAAAGUAUCUGAGACAAAGCGUAGGCGCUUAGUAAGGUUCUGGAUAAAUACUCAGAGGUGGUCAGAGAGGAGUUAGGAACUUUUAAAGACAUUAAAGCCUCAAUCAGAGUUAAACUUGAUGUACCUCCAAAAGUUUGAAAACACAGAUCUCUCACAUUUGCUAUGAAAGACAGAGGAGAGGCGAAGCUCAGGAAGCUGGAAGCUAACAUUAUACCUCCAGUUAAGCACAGUGAAUGGGAACGGUUGAGAAAAGGGACAUGUAAUUCAGCCUAUGUGGUGAUUAUAGUGUCGGCAAAUCUAACAGUUGAAACGGAAACCUACCCUUUGCCUCAAUUUGAGGUUUUUAGCAACCCUUGGUAGCGGUAAGGUCCUCUCUAAGAUAGACUUUCCAUGCAGUUUAACAGCAGGUGUUGCUGGAUGAUGACUCCAAAAAAUACACUACCAUCAACAGCCACCGGGGAUUGCCAGUGGAUUAUGGAAAAUUUGAUGAAAGACUUACCAGUGGUAAUGACCUGCUCAUUAUGGGACCCUCAGAGUAGGAAUAUCUCCACAAACUUCAGGAGGUUCUACAACAGCUUCAGAAAAAUGGACUACGAGCCUCCCAAUACUGUCCCCAGCUAAAAAAAUGGAGAAGGAAGCUCUUGGACUGAUAUUUUGUGUAAAGAAAUUCCACCAGUAUCUGUGGGGUAGGCACUUAAACGUAGUUACUGAUCAUCGCCCCCGAUGACACUGGCCACUGCAUACAUUAAGUGGUGUGCAAUUAUAUUGUCAGUGUAUGACACACAUUGUCUAUAACAAGUCAGAAGAGCAAAGUAAUGCUGAUGGACCUUCCUGCUGUCCUUUGCCUGUGACCAGCUACACAGGAACUGCCUGGACUUCAGCUUUAGUCCACUUAAUGCAGGCAGCGCAUUUACAAGGUGCAGCACUAAAUGUCGCACAAGUUGCAAGGACAACAUGCACCAACAGUGAGAUAUACUAAGUGUACUGUUAUGUCAUGGAAGUUUGGCUUGUUUUUUCAUGAGGAGAAAUGAGCUGUCCACAGAGCUAGGUUGUGUUGAGCAUGUUAAAAGAGAUGUAUUCUGGGCACCAAGGCACAGUGAAAACUAAAUAAUUUGCUCGCAAGUUUGUAAGGUGGCCAAACCUUGACUGAUGUGUAGAAAAUUUGCAAGGAAUGUGAAACAUUCCCCGUGGACCAAAGAGUGCCUCAGCAGGUUCCACGACUACACCAAUGGGAGUUACCGGGUGAGUCCUGCAAGAGACCUCAUAUAGACUGCAGACCCUUCUUGAACAACAUGGUGAUGGUUGAUUCAUACACUAAGUGAUUGUAAGUGUUUCGCAUGUCACAAAGCACCUCACAAGCUACCAUUACAAGGAUGAGUAGACUGUUUACCGCUUAUGGUCUGCUUGAACCAACAGCGACACGCACAUCUGAGGACUUUUGACAAGCAGAAUGGAAUUCUGCACACCACGAGAUAUCUAUCAACAAAUGUUCUGGCAGAGAGAUAUGUCCAGACAUUCAAGGCAGGAAUGAAAAAGCUAGCUAAACAUGAAUAUUGAGGACAAGACUACAUUUAUUUACACAACUGGACAGUCCCCAGCAGACAUAUAAUGUAAUUGUAUGGUUGUAAUGCACAUUACUUGACCUCUGCAAACAAGGUCCUGAUCAAGGUGUUGUAUGCACAUGUGCAUCGAUACACUACGAGAGUUAUGGCCAAAUAAAUUGAAUGAAUUCUGCGUCCACCUCAUCAAUACACUCUAGACUGAUAUUCUGAAAUGGUGCUUAACUGUUUGUGUGCAGAGAUUGUUUAAAACUAAAAUGUAAAAGAGUGGAUAGUCUCAGAGUAACAUGUGCAACAGUUGAGUGGAGAGUCUGCUUUGAACCCAGAGAGAGUGAAGUUGGGUGUACACUGUCUUGCCAUAUUGGUGUUGAUUAAUUAAAGAAGAUUAUUCAAAGUCAAUUCAAAUCAAAAUUCAAUUUAUUUUGUAUACCAAAUCACAAAUUUGCUUCAGAGGGCUUAAUAUAAAUAAAUGAACUGUAUGUAUAUAUAUAAAUAAAAAAAUUUUAAUGAUAGAAUUAUGGUAAUUUAACUUGCUUAUCCCUUAUUAUGGGUUCUGAAAGAAACACAAUGUUAGCCCUAAAGCAGCUACGCUACACUUAUAGCACAAUUACAAGUUUAUUCUCUACAGAUUAUUUGAAUUAGUAGACUAAUGAUAAUAAAGGCUAACCUAAUUUCA